Molecule: messenger RNA, 2070 nt
Organism: Pelodiscus sinensis (Chinese soft-shelled turtle)
Lineage: Eukaryota; Metazoa; Chordata; Testudines; Trionychidae
Source: RefSeq, a predicted model, not a curated record
UUGUCAGUACAGAGAAUGCAUGCUAAUUAUCAACAUCUAUCUUCUCAUCUUAAUUGCAGGGAGGUACAAAAAGCAGUGAACACAGCGCAGGGGCUGUUCCAGAGAUGGACAGAGCUCCUGCAAGAUCCCUCCACAGCCACAAGAGAAGAAGUUGACUGGACCACCAAUGAGCUCAGGAAUAACCUGCGGAGUAUCGAGUGGGAUCUGGAAGAUUUGGACGAAACUAUUAGCAUUGUUGAAGCAAACCCUCGGAAAUUCAACCUUGAUGCCACAGAGCUGGGUGUAAGAAAAGCCUUUAUCACAAGUACACGGCAGGUGGUCAGGGAAAUGAAGGAUCAGAUGUCUAACUCAUCUGUACAGGCACUGGCUGAAAGGAAAAACAGGCAGGCGCUUCUGGGAGAAAGUGGAGGUCAGAAUUGGAACUCUGGCUCAGAUAAAUAUGGCCGUUUGGAUCGAGAGCUGCAGUUAGCCAAUUCACACUUCAUUGAGGAGCAGCAGGCUCAGCAACAGCUGAUUGUGGAGCAGCAGGAUGAGCAAUUGGAGCUGGUCUCUGGCAGCAUUGGGGUGCUGAAGAACAUGUCUCAGCGCAUUGGUGGGGAGCUGGAGGAACAAGCAGUGAUGUUGGAUGACUUCUCCCAUGAGAUAGACAGCACCCAGUCACGGCUUGAUAAUGUGAUGAAGAAGCUUGCAAAAGUGUCCCACAUGACCAGUGAUCGUCGACAGUGGUGUGCAAUCAUCAUUCUCUUUGUUAUCUUACUAGUGGUGCUUAUCCUGUUUUUUGUGCUGUGACGGACUAACCUCCCUUGGACUCAUUUCCCUGCCACCGCCCCCAAUAAAAAAAUGGGGAACUGAAACUUACUGUGUUCCUCCAUUCUCAGAGAUUUCUGUCCAUGAAAACUUGCAUCUGGACCUUACUGCUCUCUUCUGUGGACUAACACCUGUGGCAUGACUCUUGCAACGUCUGUGUCUGAUUCUAGGCCUCAUCAGCUUGCCUGAGGGGAAAACAGAACUGAUGUGAUCCCAAAUUCUUGUGUACCUGGGACAUGCUGCUGUGUGGACAACCGGCCGGCCGCCUUCUUUCUCCGUCUACAUGGAGUGGCCUAGAUUUAGAUCUAAAAGGGAACAGGCAAUUCAGAAGGCAUUCACCAUUGUUAAUAUGUCCAUCCAAUCCAGGUGUGAACCAUAUGAAGUCUGGAAACAUCCUAAGCUGCUACAUAUUCCCCCUUCCCCUUGUCAAAUGCCACUCUUCUCAGAUUUAGACAGAGUAGUGGUUCCUUGGCACAGUAUUUCAUUGACUGUUGGAAGCUGAUCACCAGCCAACAGUGCAGCACUUCCAAACUAAUAAAAGUUGGUCACUGGGAAGGAAGAAGACACAGGAGCAGCAGCGUCGAUGUCUGUAAAUGCAUUAAUUCAUACUCUGGCUAUUUUCACUCCAGUGCAGAGCCAUAAGAGACAGAUGUGCAGGGAGAGAGAUUGCUUUUAAGGGUGCUUACACAUUCUGCUUUUGAAAAUACUAAGUGUUGGGAGCAGCAAGGUCUUCGACCCUAUGGGAUUAAUCAAAGGGGAGCUAUGGCUUGUAACAGCUGACUCGAAAUCUAAAGUGAACGUGAGUCUGUACCUAACAAACGGGAGUGGCUGUUGGUGCUGCCUGCUAGCCUGAUCUCAGAACAGUGGUAUUGUUUUGACUUGACACAGUUUAAGUAGCUUGAUCAUGUUAGAAUCAUGAGCAAAAGAAACUUGCGAGACAUCUCAGCAGAAUCUUACAUACUGUAUAUUUAUGAACUAUAAACAGACUAAGCUGCCCUGCCUGAAGCCGCUGUCAGUAUAAACUGCAGCACUUUGUUUCACUGCACUGUUAGCCAAGAGUUGACAGACUUCAGGCUGAGGGUAAACUUUUUCUAAAGCUAUUUAAAUCUUGAUUAUAUAGGUCUCAAGCCCACUGAAUGAUGCUUUUUUGCUGUUGUGUAACUGUAUGACUGCCUCAGUUUAACUGCUGUAUCCAUUUGCAAGGGAUUUGUCAUGUUUAAAAAUAACAUACAAUAUUUUGAUAAAUAAAUUUCAAAGAGGUUA